Morchella sextelata is the source of this 249-nucleotide messenger RNA. RefSeq lists its product as uncharacterized. The record is from RefSeq and is a predicted model, not a curated record. NCBI's taxonomy places the organism in Eukaryota, Fungi, Ascomycota, Pezizomycetes, Pezizales, Morchellaceae. The transcript has a single exon. The annotation marks the transcript as partial.
GAUAUUGCUGAGAAAGACGGGCUACUCUUCUAUAAGAACCGACUCUACAUUCCGGCAGACGACCGUAUCAAGAUCCGGAUAGCACAGGCAGAGCACGAUUCAAAAGUGGCAGGACACUUUGGACAAGACAAGACGUUGGAGCUCAUCACGCGCAACUUCUAUUGGCCAAAAAUGAACGAGUGGAUUGAUGACUACGUUCGGUCAUGUGACGAGUGCCAGCGCAAUAAACCCAGCCGCCAUAAGAAAUAG